This is a messenger RNA of Ostertagia ostertagi, 375 nucleotides long. NCBI's taxonomy places the organism in Eukaryota, Metazoa, Nematoda, Chromadorea, Rhabditida, Trichostrongylidae. The record is from the annotation of a GenBank genome assembly.
AUGGAAGACGACCAUUGCGUUAUAUGGGUCUCGCGACCGCGUCAGGCUAUCGAAGUUGAUAGGGGUCACGAGGCGACUUUCACUGGUCAGGAAUGUGGACUGUGGCUCUUCGGGUUUUACAUCGCAACUGGCAUGAUGUUCACCAACACAGCACAUCUCGCCGUGGAGGCGAUGUUGAAUGAACGAUUCCAGCACUGGUUCCAACCAGCUCACACGAGUCUCCAACCGAUCAUCGUAGGUGUGAUCGAUCAGGAUGCACCGGCCGAUGAGUUGCUGUCAAACCCGGUGCUCUAUGCCCCAGGCCGCAGAGGAUCGAAAUACACGUACCAACUUUUUGCCAUCAAUACCAUUGAUGGAAUCUGGCAGGCGGCCGUG